AUGAGUCUUCGUAGAUUUAUUGCUCGAAGAGGUCGUAUAGACGACAUUUUCACGGACAACGGAACAAAUUUUCAAGGGACUGCCAAUUUACUGAAGGAUAUUAAUUGGCAGGAGGUUGAAAGUGUGACGGCAGUCCAUUCUAUAAAGUGGCGUUUUAUUCCACCUAGAACUCCUUGGUGGGGAGGUUGGUGGGAGAGGCUCAUUAGAGUAUUAAAGGAGAUGUUGCGAAGAAUAUUGGGGCGUCAGCGAUUGACUUGGGUAGAGUUGGACACAGUCUCGUGUGAUUGUGAAGCUGUCAUUAAUAGUCGGCCACUAACAUAUGUCUCGACUUGUACCGACGAUUUGCGGCCACUUACACCUAUGUUAUUUCUACAUGGCUUACCUUCUAAUGAUACUUCUGAUUUAGAUUAUGUAGAUAAUAUGAAUUUAAAUGUAAGAUACAAAUAUUUACAAAAGUUGAGAGAAGAUUUCAGAGUUCGAUUUCGUAAGGAGUAUUUGGCUUUACUUACAGCUAGAUGGAAGGAGAAGACAAAAGAAAUGAAGAAAGAAGAUAUAGUUCUAGUAGAGACAGACGCGAAAAGGCUAUUUUGGCCCUUAGGGUUAAUCAUGGAACUAGUUACCGGGGCUGAUGGUGUUACUCGUUUGGCUAGAGUCAAGACUCAAAAAGGUGAAACUUUAAGACCAUGUCAGAGAUUGUAUCCGCUCGAGAUUUCAAAUGAUUCUGACUUCUUGCAACGAGCUGAAGUAACGAUAGAGGAUGAGAAGUUAUCAGUAAGUUCAGAUAGUCCCGACUUACCCUCCUUGGUUACAGGUGGCGCGAAGGUGACGAAAACAACGCGGUGCGGUCGAAAUGUGAAAUUGCCUGCUCGGUACUUAUGA
This is a messenger RNA of Parnassius mnemosyne (clouded apollo), 879 nucleotides long. The record is from the annotation of a GenBank genome assembly. Lineage: Eukaryota; Metazoa; Arthropoda; Insecta; Lepidoptera; Papilionidae.